AGACCUUUAUCGGGCGUAAAAAUAAAUAAAUUAUUAAAUUUGUAGUAAUAUUUGAAACACAGAUGUGUGCAAAAUGUUGAAUGACCUGCUUGUCGUGCUCAGGCAGCACCAGAAUAUGACAAAAUCAUGUAACUUGGACUAACGAGGUAGAACAACAAGAGGCAGCCCUGCAGCAACAAGACAACAACAACAAAAGAACACACAAAAAAAAAACGAAAACAUAAUUUGGUCAAUUUGCAUAUUCAUUAAAGAGCGACACAAAAAGUACAUAUAUAUUAGGUAAUUCACGCACAAUAACAAAAUGAGCAAACUGGAAACGGAUUCGGACAGUUCUGAGGAGUUUUUCGAUGCCGAAGACACAACACCCAAUCGCCAUGCAACUCUUGGCCGUAAAUUGCCGACGGAGUGCGCGCAGGAGUUCAUCUUCCCGGAGCCAGCUGUGCGCGUGAAUACGGCCGCCUCAUCGGACAGCGAUGCAACUCCCAUCGGUGCUGGCACCCCCGCCACCCGCAGUCCCACCAACAGCUUAGGCGCCCGCCUCAAGCAACAGGAUGCUGCUGUUGCCGCCGCCGCCGCUGCCAAUGUCUUUGUGGAGCCCAAGUCAGUGAAGGGCAUGUCUGGUAGACAACGCUUUCAAGAACUACGUCAAUGCAUGCAAAAUGAUGAAGAUGAUAAUCCAGGAAAUACACUCACACCUGAUUCUCAGAACAGCUCGAUGGAUGGCGUCUUCACAAAUCGGCCAACACAUCCGUUUAAGGUCAUUGAAAGUGAUACGAUGAGCAUUCAGAGCAUGACAUCAUUGGGUCGCGUGGGACGCAUCUUGGCGGGCAGUAUCGAUCCGUCGUCAAUCAGCAUUGAUCGUGAAUCGCUGGCGUCAAUGAAUGCCCAGCAGCAUCAGCAGCAGCAACAACAACAGCAACUGCAGCAGCAACAACAGCAACAACGUCAGACGCCGCCACCUGCAAGCUCUGCGAAUGCCUCGUCAACAGCUACGUCGGCUAUAGCGGCAGGAACUGUCAAGCAUAUUCCAAGUGUGACAGCCUCUAGUGCAAUAAGCAGCAGUACGGGAGCAACUGCAGCGCAAACUACGGCCGUCGGUGGUGCCAUUAUGUUGCAGGAGCCGGAUGUGAUAGCAAGCACAAAGCUGGCGCAUUCAAAGACCACAGAUUCCAUCACAUCAAGCGGGCCAAUUGCACCGCCGCGGCGCAAAAAGAAAUCACGCAAAUUCUCCAGCAGCUCCUCCGAGCAGUUUAACAUGAACGAGGGUAUGCGAUUGCCGGCACCGGAUACGGAGGACACCGACAGCGAUACACGGUCCGUAAAGAGUGUGCGAGAUGUGCAACAGAAAUUGCGUGAUGAUAUUGUUAAGGAGUUCGAGAGCUCGCUAAAUGAUGUAAGCGCCAAGGCGUCAAAUAUAACGCUGACCUGUUCCUCAACCAGCACAAUCGUAUCCGCCUCUGCAUCGACCACGACCACACCCUCAUCCCUGGCCCAAAUGGCCUCCACGAGUCAUGCGUCGCAUGUGCGGCCUGUGUCAGCGGCGGCAAUUAUAGUCAAGCCUUCGCAUUCACUUGGCAACAGCGUCACAUCGGUCUACUCGAAACCAAGUCCGUCUAAUUCGGCCAAAAGCAACUCGGCACCGGGAAGAGUAAGUUCCAUCGAUCCCAAUCAGGGUCUUAAUUUAUUCAAGGCCAUACAAGGUAGCUAUGUGGUUAAGCCGCGGGAUGAGGCAAGCAACAAGGCCCAGGGACCGUCCCAGGAUGAAAUCGAGCGCAUCGAGAAGAUGCUUAUGGAGAGUGCUAGUCGACCCAAGCUGGCGGGCAGCGGUUCCAAUAGUCUGGGCAGUUCCACACGCUAUACGGCCUUGUACCGGGGCGUCAAUGACAAGGAGCGACGCAAGUCAGCUGGGGAUGAGGAUGUGUUGAGGCAGAUGAACAUUUAUGUGCGCACACGCACCAAUUCGGGCAAACAGUUGACUGACUUUGAGAUACUCGAACAAGUUCCUGUAAAGAAUUUGGAUACGGGAGAGAAUAUGCCGCUAUCCGAAGUGCGUUCACCGCCAGUGCCUGAGGGCUGGAAUCCGCUCUCGCUGCAUAUAUUGAAGCUGACCUCACAUUUGGAGGUGAUGCAAAAGGAAUCGGACGAGGAGAGCGUCAUCGGCAUACCGCCUAGUAUUGAGGGGCAGCAACCCGACGAGGAGGAGCUGGAAACGGAGGAUGGCAGUCGCUUGAAAAAGAAAACGGCGCGCAUUAAACGUUUCUUUGGCAGCACAAUGCGCAAAACGGUGGACAAGGCCAAGUCGAUAGCAUCGGAGGUGUCCCAUGCGCGACACAAGGAAGAUGUGGCUGACAUUGUGGAUGCCAUGAAUCCCGAGCAGAAUAUCAAAAUCAAAGCAUCCUCCUCCAACAAGGGCCCCUAUGAGUUCACCAAGCUGCAGCAUGUCCAGGACUUGAGUGGCGAGGACACCAGCGCUGUGUGGUGCAUGAAAUUCAGUUCAUGCGGACGUCUACUUGCCACCGCUGGACAGGACAAGGUGCUGCGCAUUUGGGUGCUCAAAGAUGCCUAUCCCUAUUUCCAGGAUAUGCGCAACAAGUACAAUGCCGAUCAAAAAUCUUCGCCCACGCCAUCGCAGGAGUCGCUGGUGUCACAGCAUUCCGCCGAGGAGGCCAUUGCGAUGGCCACCGCAGCCGAGAAGUGCACGGGUCCGUUUAUGCCUAAGCCAUUCUGCACCUACAAUGGCCACACCUCGGAUCUGCUCGAUGUCAGUUGGUCCAAGAACUAUUUCAUCCUGUCCAGCAGCAUGGACAAAACGGUGCGACUGUGGCACAUCUCCAGAAAGGAAUGUCUCUGCUGCUUCCAGCACAUUGAUUUUGUCACAGCAAUUGCGUUUCAUCCGCGCGACGAUCGAUACUUUCUUAGUGGCAGUCUUGAUGGCAAGCUGCGUCUCUGGAAUAUUCCUGAUAAGAAGGUGGCGCUAUGGAACGAAGUGGAUGGUCAGACGAAACUCAUUACGGCCGCCAAUUUCUGUCAGAAUGGUCAGUUUGCAGUUGUCGGCAGUUACGAUGGACGCUGCAUCUUCUACAACACGGACCAACUGAAGUAUCACACGCAGAUCCAUGUGCGUUCCACGCGUGGCAAGAAUCGUAUUGGCCGCAAGAUAAGCGGCAUUGAGCCCAUGCCUGGAGAGGACAAGAUAUUGGUUACGUCCAAUGACAGUCGUGUCCGCCUAUACGAUCUCCGCGAUCUGAACUUGUCCUGCAAGUACAAGGGAUAUUUAAAUGUAUCCUCCCAGAUCAAGGGCUCGUUCAGUCACGAUGGCAAGUACAUUAUUGCUGGCUCCGAGAAUCAAUGUAUCUACAUUUGGAAAACGAAUCACGACUACUCCAAGCUGAGCUCGGUUCGUCGCGAUCGUAGUGAUUUCUGGGAGGGCAUUAAAGCACACAAUGCCACUGUCACCUGUGCCAUAUUUGCGCCACAUCCGGAGGCGAUUAUUAAACCGGAACCGGAUGAAAUUUCCCACGAUAAGUUACCGAACAAUCAGCCGGAUCCAUUGGUGGAACAGCACAAGAAGGGUUGUGGCUAUGUGCUCGUCAGCGCGGACUUCAAUGGCGCCAUCAAGGUGUUCAUCAACAAAACAAAGCCGAAGCACAGCAGUUUGCCUUACACGGCCAUUGCAGAUUAAUCGAUUGUGGAUAAUGAAAAAAUAAGGGGAUUGGUGUGAGGGAAAUGCAAAUGCGAAAUGCGCUAAAAAAAAUUAAUGAUUUCUCUUUGAUUUUUGUACUGUAUUUAUGAGAAAUGUAUAUGUAUUUUGUACGGAUAACCAAUUAAUUGAUAGCAUUAACGCUUAUUUAUGUUUUUAACCUAUUUGCUUAACUUAAGGUCGUAAUAUCUUCUAUGUAUGUAUAUGUACAAGUAUGUCCUAUAUUUAUGAUUAUGUUAAAUGUUGUUAACGGCAAUCGAGUGCGGUGUGUGUAAUAUCUUCUUAUGCAGAGUAUGUUUUUUAAUGUUAAUUAUUUUCUAAUGACAACUAAGUGUGUAAAUGCGCAUGUAGGUGAGUGUAUGAGCAAGCUGUGUGUGUGUGUGUGUGUGCUUGUUGAUAUUUUAUUGCAUGUUUUAUUAUUAAUUAAAUUAAUGCAAACUAAUUCAAAACUCCUUCGCACACACACACAAACAUAUACACGUACUUAUACACCCACAAAUAUGACAAUUACUUAAUGAUAAUUAGCUUGUGGUAAUUAUUUAAUAUACUUAUGAUAUUUUGUGUAAAAGUAAAGAAAUUUUGCGACCCUCGGGGCUGCCAAUGUGCACUUUAA
Messenger RNA from Drosophila innubila, 4313 nucleotides. Its product is annotated as WD repeat-containing protein 44. The record is from RefSeq and is a predicted model, not a curated record. The coding region runs from base 302 to 3682 and encodes 1126 amino acids. The transcript has 10 exons. NCBI's taxonomy places the organism in Eukaryota, Metazoa, Arthropoda, Insecta, Diptera, Drosophilidae. Gene Ontology annotation, molecular function: protein binding.